GCGAACCGUGUCUCAUACUAACACUGCACACCUCGCCCUCUGAAGGCUGUCAGCCGCCACUGCAAUCCUUCAAACCCUCCACUCUCCACUCCUUCACUCCCCGACUCUCAUUAGCUAGAAGAUGGCGGACUGCACCUCACUGUUAGAUGAAGAGCUCUCUUCAUUCGUCUUCAAUUACUUGACAGAAAACACCGGAAGCCAGUUUGGGGAGAAGGAAGUCUGCACUGACCGCCUGGAUGCUGAUUUCCCUGAGAUUGACUUCUUCCACCUGGACUCCAGUGAUUUUGAUUCUGCGAGCUGCCUCAGCGAGCUGCAAUGGUGCAACGACCAAUCAGCAGCCGCCUCUGCCUCAAGCCAGUUCAGCGUGGGCGACUCAGAGCUCUUUGAGACAGAAGAGGAGAAUGCUGCACUGCUGGCUGCCCUCACAGACAGUCUGGACGGGAUGGUGGUGGAUGAGGUGGGGGGGCUGUCUGUGUUCCCCUUGCUCGGGGAGGUGGCUGAGGGGCAGGAGGAGGAGGAGGAGGAGGAGCCCAACUUGGAAGAAAGUCACCCAUUCCCAGCCCCCCCCAGCCCAGAGACUGAAGACCUGUCUCUACUCAAAAAGCUCCUACUCUCCCCUGCCAAUGUGCCUGUCAGUUAUGAAACACACAAACAAGGCAGCAUCCAUCGCCAUAGCAACAGGAUCCACAAGUCGAAAUCACAGUGGCCUUCAGUCAAGUGUCUCAGCGGCUUGGACAGAAAGCCCAGAGGAUUCCUCCCUCCCAGCCGCAAGUGCUCAGAGUUGCACCGGCACCUGACCUGUGGCCCUGAGACUGAGGACAGUGAGGAGGAAAGUGGCUCUGAAGAGGACUCCUCCAGCGAGGCUGAGGCCCCCACUCCGCCUGGCCCCCCACAGUACGGCUCGCCAGAGGAGCUGCGCUCGGUGGUGGAUCUCAUCAGGUACAUGCACACCUACUGCCUUCCCGUCCGCAAGCACCCCGGUGCAGACAGGAAGGAGCGCGAGUGCCCAGGCUCCGUGCAGAAAGCCAGGCCAGACUGCCCCUUGCCGAGUGUCAAGGCAGCCCCUCAGACAGACAGCUGCAAGCGCACUUGGGGUGUGUUUGUGCACAAGAGAGAGGUGAAGGGACAGUCGCUACUCAGGGAGCUCUUGGAGUCAUCCUCCUGCUACGACGUGAGCAAGCCUUACAGGAUCCGCAGCCCUCCCUACGUCGCCUCCCGCUCUCCCAAAGGGGCUCUGCCUUGGACCCCUGUGAUGAAGGAACAGGACCACAAGGUCAAACUGGAGCCAGUGAUCGCUGUUCCGAGAGCCAUGGAGAAGGUGACUCCAGAUUCUACCCCGGAGGCCGCAGCAUCAGCGCCGGGAAUGAAAGUGGAAGGGGCCUCCUUUUCUGUGAGGCGCUCCAGGAGACUGGCCUCAUGCCCCGGGCGCUUCGCCAAGAAGCCUAGCUGGGGAGGAGCAUGGAGGGUGAAGGCGGAGCCAGUGCCAGGCCUGGGGGAGGGGAAAGAGGUGGGGUCUACGAAGCGCCGCCCAGCAGAAAGACCCAGCCAAAGCACGAGCUGCAAGAAGAAAUUGGAAAUGUCAGCAGUGAUCAACUCAUCGGCAGCUCAAAAUGAGAAACGUGCCUGCCUGACCCUUCCUCUGACUCCCAAACCCCAAGGUGAUAACAAGCCCUUUGAACAGACACUGAGAGUGGAGCUGUGCGGAACUGCAGGGCUCACACCUCCCACCACACCUCCACACAAACCACUCGAGGACGACCUCUUCAAGCCAGAGGUCAAAGGGGAGUCCCCCCUGAAAGGCUCCUGCCUGCCCGCUGGGGGAGGGGGGAGAUCAGCCUCGCGGAAGACGCCGGAACAGACAGAGCUGUAUGCGCAACUACGUAAAGAGGGCAAGGUGGGCGAAGAAGUGGCGAGCCAGGGAGGCAGGAGAACCGUCCAGCGCACCUUUGGGGACCAUGACUACUGCCUGCAGAGCAUGCCGGGGGAGCGCCGCAAGAAGCCGUCGCCCCCUGCCUGCCAGGAGGAGGAAGAGCACGGGGUCAGCGCCAGGCUGAGGCGACACUUCGGCCCACCACGUGAUGAGCGGCUCUUCUCCAAGGUCCCGGAGUAUCUGCGGUGGCCAGACAGCGAGGGGGAGGGCUCCCCGCGGUCCCGAUCCGGGUCACCCCUAGCCUUAGCCAUUCGUAACUCCGGGGAGUCCCCAGAGCGCUUGUCACGACCCACAACUCCUGGGCGACUCGCCACCUGCACCCCAUGCUGUCGUUCCAGAUCUCCAAACGGGCGUCAGAGUUUCAGCUGCGAGAACUCGGGGACGUGUCACCAGGAGAAACAAAGAAAUAAAAGCACUGAUGAUUGUCGCUUGUUGCGCAUUCAUCACCUCCCGAACGGAGUCACCCAGCCAAUGCUUCGGCGACACUUUGAGUCAUUCAGAGAGCUGGAGGACUGCAGAAUCGUCAUGAAGAACAGCGAGAGGUGUGGCCUCAUUACCUACCAGCAGACUGGCUCCACCCCUCUGGGCUGGAGGAAUGAGCAGGCGGCUCGGAACAGACGAGAGCCCGCCGCCCAGAUUACCAUUGGAGGUCUGCGGAGGUUCUGCAGGAAGCCCUACAUCGACCUGGACGAUGGUGGCCUGGUCCCAGUGAAGAGCAAGUAUGAUGCCAUGGACUUCGACACCCUGCUGAAGGAGGCACAGAAAAGCCUGCAUCGCUGACAAGCCUUAACUCAACGGGGGCACGCCUCAGUACCUCAACCAGGGCAACUCCUUAUGUUUACCUUUUUAACAUUGGAAGAAGAAGAAGAAAUACCUUGUCUUUUUUUUUAAAAAAGGAAAAAGUUUACAUUGAACAGAACCUGCUUCCUGUGUGUGUGUGUGUGUGUGUGUGUGUGUGUGUGUGUGUGUGUGUGUGUGUGUGUGUGUUUUCAACAUGAACACCCCCAACCCCACAGGGCAGGGCUGUGUAGCAAUAGGGUUUCCCCCAUUGGUUGUUGUGACGUGCGUGUGUGUGUGUGUGUCGAUUUUAUUAUCCUUGAUUAUCAUUGGAGGGAAGGGGUGUGAGAUUCGCAGCUGAAUUCUCCAAUUAGUCAUCUAGCAACUGCUUUAACAUAGCCUGAAUCGUUGGAUGUAAACUGUGUGCAUUCGUGCAAAACAAACAAACAAACGGACAAAACGGAAUGGUUUACACAUAUACAAAAUCAACUUGUUUUGUAAAUGUUAGUGCUUCCUCGUGUCAUCUAUGCACUUUGAAAGAGGUGAUGAUCUUUCUGCCCCCCCGCCCCCCGUCCCUCAGUGUCUGCUGGUUUUUGUGGAGGAAGCAGAAUUGAUGUGUGGGAGCAAGAGUGAAUUUAAUUGGCUAAUGCUGCCUGGAACUGCAGAGGACUUCCUGUGCACACUGCUGCUCCACAAACAAGCGCCACCCUGCUUUGAAUGUUCCACACACUACUACUAGAGAACUCUCCUCAGAGAGGGGGCCUGCUGUAUCACCGGAGGCUCCUGGGUUUCUAUUGAGAUCCCCAAAGGAAGGAAGCACGUUUCAGUGUCCUCCCUGGGUGGCGGCGCUUUGCCUCUUGGAUGCAACAGAAAUGAGCUUUCUACAGAGCAGAGCAGAUUUCAGAGGCUUUGACAGAGAAUCCAGCAUCCUCGUGCCGCUGAGUAAUCAGAGGGGGCUUCUUCUACCUCAUGUGACAUUUCUUUUCUCUCUCCCUUUCAGAGGCGGGGGGACAGGGCACAAAUCUGAGCCAUCCUCAAAAGCACUCGUGGCUCUAUAUAUCCCAUUGUUCCAUGUGUCUCUUUAGCCUCCUGUAAGUAGAGAUCUAUAUCUGCGUCUGGUCCCUGUCUCGUCCCUGUCUUGUCUCUGUAGUGUAAUUGUUGUGGUAAGCAAGCCCUAAGGCUUGUGAUUGAGACGUCUGGAUAACCAGUCUCUUUCUGUCUCUGUGUCUGGUUCUUGCCCCUGUGGCAGUUUACCUGCCCUAGCCGAGGGGGUGGGCCCCUCCCCACUUCAGAUUUUCCUUCUCUUUUUACACAAUAAAUUGUUUACAACACUUGACUCUCCUUCCAAUUUAAUAGAACACAAACUAAGUACAACAGAAAAAAAACAGCCUUAUUCAGUAAAGCCUGUCUGGGCUGUUUGGGCUUUUCUUGGCAUUGAGAUUCUUUUAGUGUUAUACAUAAUGUACCUGCGUUAACCUUACUGAUCGUGUGCGGUCCGAAUGAGUUUCUGUACUUAGUAUGUAUACUAUUAAAUCGUGAGAGAAUGUGCUGGUUUACAUCAUUAAUCUUGUUAUAUAACCGCU
Messenger RNA from Polyodon spathula (Mississippi paddlefish), 4290 nucleotides. Its product is annotated as peroxisome proliferator-activated receptor gamma coactivator 1-beta-like. Gene Ontology annotation, cellular component: nucleus. Bases 122 to 2710 code for a protein of 862 amino acids. Gene Ontology annotation, biological process: positive regulation of transcription by RNA polymerase II. Gene Ontology annotation, molecular function: transcription factor binding; nucleic acid binding. The record is from RefSeq and is a predicted model, not a curated record. Lineage: Eukaryota; Metazoa; Chordata; Actinopteri; Acipenseriformes; Polyodontidae. The transcript is spliced from 12 exons.